Tetrapisispora phaffii CBS 4417 is the source of this 2889-nucleotide messenger RNA. It is a transcript of the gene SNU114, whose product is annotated as U5 snRNP GTPase SNU114. Lineage: Eukaryota; Fungi; Ascomycota; Saccharomycetes; Saccharomycetales; Saccharomycetaceae. The transcript has a single exon. Gene Ontology annotation, biological process: mRNA splicing, via spliceosome. Gene Ontology annotation, molecular function: translation elongation factor activity; GTPase activity; GTP binding. Bases 1 to 2889 code for a protein of 962 amino acids. The record is from RefSeq and is a predicted model, not a curated record. Gene Ontology annotation, cellular component: U4/U6 x U5 tri-snRNP complex; U2-type catalytic step 2 spliceosome; cytosol.
AUGGAUUUAGAUAAUUAUGAUGAGUUUGGUAAUCUUACAAAAGAGGAUCCAAUUUAUUCUGAUCCAGAGACUGUAAAUGAUGAUGAUAUUUACAAAACUAAAAACGAGAAUAAUAUUAAUAUAAAUAGAGACGACGAUGCAAGUAGUAUUUUUCAAAAUGAUAAUCAAAACUUUGGAUUUCCAAAUGAUGUGGAAGUCUUGAUAGAAACAGAGGAUAGGGAGAGCAGAGAUACUAAACUGGUGGAUAAUAUCGACAAAAAAAAUAAUUUAAAUCCAAUUUUUACUAAGAACAAGCAUAAUAUACCAAAAACAAAAUAUGAUAGAAAUUACAUGAUCAAUUUGAGUAAUAUUCCUGAAAGGGUAAGAAAUAUUUCUGUAAUUGGCCCAUUACAUUCUGGUAAAACAUCUUUAGUUGAUUUAUUAGUAAUUGAUAGCCAUAAGAGAAUCCCACAUAGUACAAAAAACACCCAAGGAUGGAAACAACUUAAAUAUAUGGAUAACACUAAACAAGAAAUUAACAGAGGUAUUUCUAUUAGAUCAAAUGGUAUUACAUUACUGUUAAAUAAUUUUGAAGAGAAAUCAAUAGUAUGUAACAUUUUAGAUACACCAGGACAUGUUAAUUUUAUGGAUCAAGUUAAUAAUUCCCUAUCGGCUACUGAAUAUGCCAUAAUAUGCAUCGAUAUAGUAGAAGGUGUCACCUCAAUAGUUGAGCAUCUUAUAAAACAAUGUGAAACUAGAAAUGUUGAAAUUAUUUUUGUAUUGAAUAAAAUCGAUAGAUUAAUACUAGAACUAAAGUUACCACCACUAGAUACUUACUUAAAGUUGAAAAAAACUGUGAACAGUAUCAAUAAAUUUACUAGUAAACUAUUCUCUCCAGAGCUCAAUAACAUAAUUUUUGCAUCAUCUAAAUUAGGUUUUACAUUUACUAUAAAAGAAUAUGUUGAAUAUUUUUAUAAAGACCAAAUGAAUAAUAAUGAAAAAGAAGUUUUUACUAAAAAAUCAUGGGGCAACUACUAUUAUUCAGAUCAAAAAAUUUCCAACUCACCAAAAGACAAUAAUAGCAAGCCGACUUUUGUCGAAUUUAUUUUAACACCGUUAUACAAAAUAAUUACACAUACCCUAUCAAGUAGCCGAGAAACUCUACCAAUAUUAUUAAAGAGAGAGGCUGGCGUUACCAUAUCAACUAAUGUGCUACAUUAUGAUCCAGAGCCGCUUUUGAAACAUGUAUUACAACAAAUAUUCAGAAACCAAAAGGGUCUAAUAGAUUCGUUAUCGAUGCUAUCCGAGCCAGUGGAGUUGUCCAAUCGAAAAAUAGAAUACGUUACAAAUAUUAAAGAUGAUUCUUACCAAAAUGGUCAAUCUCUGUUAGCACACUGCCUUCAAAUUGUAGAUAUUAAUGGCAAAGAUUGGUCGCUUGUUAGAAUAUAUAAAGGCUCUAUUAAAACUGGUGAAAAACUUUAUCUGAUAGACACGAGUGAUCUAUUGUAUGACGACUCAAUGAGUGUUGAUAACGCAGACUUGUCUGAGUUUCCUCUUGUAGAAAUAAAGGAGAUUGCUCUUAUGGGCGGUAGAUAUAUAAUUCCCAUUACAGAGGCAGGUGAAGGUAAUAUAGUGCUAAUACAGGGUAUUUCUAAUUUUUAUUCCAAAUCAGCUACUUUAUAUCGUGGUUUAAUGGAAAAGGUACCAAUAUUUCCUAAUGCCGUUAAAUUAAAUCGUCCUGUUUUUAAAGUUUUUAUUGAACCGAUGCAACAUAAAAAUUUACCGAUGUUAUUAAGUGGUCUAACUAAAAUAAAUAAAUACUAUCCUGGUGCUGAAACACGUUCCGAAAACACUGGUGUUCACGCAGUACUUGGUUACGGAGAAUUAUACAUGGAUUGUCUAAUGUAUAGUUUAAGAGAAGAGUAUGUGAAAUGUGAAUUGAAAAUAUCUACACCUACCACUAUAUUUUCGGAAAGUUGUGCUGAAGAAUCAUUUGCUUCAAUUCCAGUAACUUCCACAAAUGAAAAUAUUUCGUUAAGCAUUAGUGCACAACCAAUGAAUUUUGAUCUAGUAAAGGAUUUAAAUAACAAUAAAAUACCAAAAGAUGUUCGUGAAGAUACUGAAGAGUUAUCAAAAUUGUUGGCUGAGAAUUAUGGGUGGGACAUAUUGGCGGCUAAUAACACUUGGGACAUAAAUUCUUCAAAUGCUUUUGUAAAUGAUACUUUGCAAGAUGAAGUGGACUUAAAUCAAUUAUUAAAAUACAAGACUCAAAUUUUACAAGGUUUUCAUUGGGCUAUUGAUGAAGGCCCUUUGGCAGAAGAAAAUAUCAAUGGUAUUCAAUUUCGUUUGUUAAAUUUUAGCAUUGAAGAUGAUGGUGAUCAAAGCAUAGCCAAUGAAAUAAUUUCAAUGGUGAGGAAAUCAUGUUACGUUGGUAUGUUGACUGCUAAACCUAUAUUGUUAGAACCCAUUUAUGAAGUUGACGUGGUUGUUUAUAGUUCAUUACUACCAAUUGUAGAAGAGCUAUUUGAAAAGAGGAGAGGUGGUAGAAUAUACGGUGUCUUAAAAAUUGAUGGAACUCCCUUGAUUGAAAUUCGUGGCCAGGUACCGGUGAUUGAUUCGAUUGGUUUUGAAACUGACCUGCGAUUAUCAACUAAUGGUAAAGGUAUGUGCCACUUACAUUUUUGGAACAAGAUUUGGAAGAAGGUACCUGGUGAUGUCUUAAAUAUCGAUGCACCAAUCCCUAAACUGAAACCUGCACCAUACGAUAGUUUGAGUAGAGAUUUCUUAAUGAAAACAAGACGCAGGAAAGGAAUUUCCGAUGGUGGAUUCAUGUCUAAUGAUGGACCAAGUUUAGAAAAAUAUAUCGAGCCAGAAAUUUAUACACAAUUGAAAGAAGGAGGCUACAUAUAG